CGAACGCCUCCCCUCCCCUCCUCCCACCACCACCUCGCCCUCCUCUCCUCUCCUCUCUCCAUUCCUCGCUCGCCCUCGAUCUCGCCCUCCAGCUCGCCACUGCCCCGCUCCCCUCCCAAACCCCUCCCGCCGCCCGGAUCUCGCUCCCCCGGAACCCUACCGCGCUCGCUCGCCCGCGCCGCGCCGCACCGCGCGGGCCGCCGCGGCCUCCGGCUCCUCCCCCAUUUGCGGCGCGCUAGGCAGGCCGGCCCUAGGCGCUGCUGCCGGAGCGAGGCGCGGCGCGAUGGGGAGGGCCGCGCGCUGACGCCGAUGAUGUCGGACGCGUCCUCGGAUCUCGGCGGCGCCAGGGCCGGGCCCGUCGAGCGCGACAUCGAGCAGGCCAUCACUGCUCUCAAGAAAGGGGCAUACUUGCUCAAGUACGGACGUAGAGGGAAGCCAAAGUUCUGCCCCUUCAGGCUUUCCAAUGAUGAAUCUGUAUUGAUUUGGUUCUCAGGGAAAGAGGAGAAGCAGCUAAGGUUGAGCCAUGUGUCCAGGAUAAUUCCCGGACAGCGAACUGCAAUUUUUCAGAGGUAUCCACGACCUGAGAAGGAAUGCCAGUCAUUUUCUCUCAUAUCUCAUGAUAGAUCAUUGGAUAUUAUAUGCAAAGAUAAAGAUGAAGCUGAGGUGUGGUUUGCUGGGCUAAAAACACUGAUAUCCCGUAGUCACCAAAGAAAAUGGAGGACAGAGUCAAGAAGUGAUAUGCUUUCCUCUGCUACGACUAGUCCAAGAACUUACACAAGAAGGAGCUCCCCCUUGAGUUCUCCUUUCAGCAGCAAUGAUAGUGUCCACAAGGAUGGUAGCGAAAACUACCGACUCCGUAGUCCAUAUGGGAGUCCGCCAAAGGUCGGCUUGGACAAGGCCUUUUCUGAUAUCGUAUCCUAUGCGGCUCCACCCAGGCCCUUCUUUCCAUCGGAUUCUAAUGUUGGUUCAGUCCACUCUGCGUCUUCUGGGCACUCAGAUAACACAAAUGGUAGAGGCAUCCCAAUGGACGGUUUCCGAGUUAGUUUAUCAAGUGCUGUUAGUUCAUCAAGUCACGGUUCUGGUCAUGAUGAUGGUGAUGCUCUAGGAGAUGUUUUCAUAUGGGGAGAGGGAACUGGGGAGGGAAUUCUUGGAGGUGGAAAUUCAAGGGUUGGAAGUUCCUCAGGUGCAAAGAUGGAUUGUCUUGUACCAAAACCACUGGAGUUCGCUGGAAGACUUGAUGUGCAAAACAUUUCUUGUGGAGGAAGGCAUGCCACACUUGUCACAAAGCAGGGAGAGGUCUACUCUUGGGGUGAGGAGUCCGGCGGGCGUCUUGGUCACGGUGUAGAUUGUGAUGUGCCCCAGCCAAAACUUAUCGAUGCUCUUGCUCAUAUGAACAUUGAGCUAGUGGCAUGUGGUGAGUACCAUACUUGUGCAGUUACGCUCUCUGGAGAUUUAUACACAUGGGGAAAUGGCACCUUUAAUUUUGGGCUUUUGGGUCAUGGGAAUGAAGUCAGUCAAUGGAUGCCCAAAAGGCUCAAUGGACCAUUAGAAGGAAUACAUGUUUCGUCUAUUUCAUGUGGCCCUUGGCACACAGCUGUAGUAACGUCUGCGGGGCAGCUAUUCACAUUUGGAGAUGGCUCCUUUGGAGUUCUAGGUCACGGAGACCGACAGAGUCUUUCUGUCCCAAGGGAGGUGGAAUCCCUCAAAGGUCUACGGACUGUCCGCGCAUCUUGUGGUGUGUGGCACACGGCCGCCGUUGUUGAAGUUAUGGUUGGGAAUUCAAGUUCCAGCAAUUGUUCAUCUGGCAAGAUAUUUACAUGGGGUGAUGGUGAUAAAGGUCGUUUAGGACAUGGUGACAAAGAUUCAAAACUAGUCCCAACGUGUGUAGCUUCGUUGGUUGAGCCUAACUUUUGCCAAGUAGCUUGUGGUCAUUGCUUCACGGUAGCACUAACAACCUCUGGGCAUGUAUAUACAAUGGGAAGUUCUGUCUAUGGUCAGCUUGGAAAUCCACAAGCAGAUGGCAUGAUUCCUACGCGUGUUGAAGGGAAGCUACAUAAAAACUUUGUAGAGGAAAUCUCUUGUGGUGCUUAUCAUGUUGCUGUCUUAACUUCGAGGACAGAGGUGUAUACAUGGGGUAAAGGUGCAAAUGGUCGGUUAGGACACGGUGAUACUGAUGAUAGGAAUUGUCCUACAUUGGUUGAAGCUCUGAAAGAUAAGCAGGUCAGGAGUGUUGUUUGUGGAAUUAACUUCACUGCAGCAAUAUGCAUUCACAAGUGGGUGUCUGGAGUUGACCAGUCUAUGUGUUCUGGAUGCCGCUUGCCAUUUAACUUAAGGAGAAAACGGCAUAAUUGCUACAAUUGUGCCCUUGUAUUUUGUCACUCCUGCAGCAGUAAGAAAUCUCUGAAAGCUUCAUUAGCACCUAAUCCAAACAAGCCUUACCGUGUCUGUGAUAACUGCUAUGGCAAACUGAAUAAGGCACCUGAGACAGAUAGAUAUUCUUCAGCAAAGCGGGGAGCUAUCUUGCAAGGGUUCAAUGAUUCUAAUUCCAUCAACGAGGAUUUGGAGACAAGAUCAAAUGUUCAACUGUCUAGAUUGUCAUCGAUGGAAUCUUUCAAGAACAUGGAUAGCAGAUAUUCAAAGAGAAACAAGAAGUUUGAAUUUAAUAGCAGUCGUGUUUCCCCUAUUCCAAAUGGCAGUUCUCACUGGAGUGGUCUCAACAUUUCAAAAUCUUUUGGCUCAUCAAAGAAAUUCUUCUCAGCAUCAGUUCCAGGAUCAAGAAUUGUUUCUAGGGCGACAUCACCUGUUUCAAGAAGAGCAAGCCCUCCUAGAUCAACAACUCCAACACCUACCUUGGGUGGUCUAACAUCUCCAAGAGUUGUAGACGGUGCCAAGCCAAUAAAGGACAGCCUAAGCCAAGAGGUUGUAAAUUUGAGAUCGCAGGUGGAAAAUCUUACUCGGAAGUCUCACCUACUGGAAGUUGAAUUGGAGAGAACAACUAAACAGUUAAAAGAAGCUAUUUCCAUUGCAGGGGAGGAAACUGCCAAGUGCAAAGCUGCAAAAGAAGUAAUCAAGUCACUCACUGCGCAAUUGAAGGGUAUGGCAGAGAAACUACCUGAAGGAGCAGGGGCAGGAGCAGGACCAGUUAAGCACAACAGACUGCCACCGCUUUCUGGAAUGCCUGUUCCAAGUGAUAUAUCAGUGGCAACUGAGAAUUUAGGUAGCCCAAGAGGUUCUGGAGAGCCGUAUUUGAACGGAUCUAAUGGGUUGGUUGUUUCUAAUGGACCAAGUUCAGUUAGAAAUAAGACUCACUUAGAAGUUGGCAAGAAUGGAACCAGACUACCUGAUUCAGACACUAAGCUUGAGUCUGAAUGGGUAGAGCAAGAUGAACCUGGGGUCUACAUCACCCUUACUGCCCUACCUGGAGGGGCUAGAGAUCUCAAGAGGGUCCGGUUCAGCCGGAAGCGUUUCAGCGAGACGCAAGCAGAACAAUGGUGGCAAGAGAAUCGUGCAAGGGUAUACGAGCUGUAUAAUGUUCGUGUGGUCGACAAAUCGGUUGCGAGUAUUGAUGGUGAUAUACCUCACUGUAUGAAUCUGCAGUUUCCCGCUCCUCUAUUGCUCCCACAUCUCGCUCUCCAGAUCGACACCUCUCACUCACGCCACUCGCCUGCAGCCAUGGAUCAGGACCUGUCGUCGGAGCUGGACCCGGCGCUCCUCUUGUCAACGUCGGCGUCCUCGUCGUCGCCGCCCGACUCCGCGUCGCCGUCCUUCUCCUCCUCCUCCCAGCCCUCGCCUCCUCCGGAGUACACCCUCGCCGUCACAAACCUCUCCUGCCCCGCGCCUCGCCGCGCCAGCGCCGCCUUCCUCCCGUUCCUGCAGUCCUCCUCCGCCCCAGCCACCGCCACCGCGAGCAAGGGGCUCCUCAACUCCGUCUCCUUCACCGCGUCCAGCUCCCGCAUCCUGGCCAUCGUGGGCCCCAGCGGCGCCGGCAAGUCGACGCUCCUCCGCAUCCUGUCCGGCCGCGGCACCGGCUCCGAGAUCGCCAAGCCGCCCACCGUGUCCAUCAACGGCCACGCCGUCACCUCCCGCGCGCAGCUGCGCCGGACGUGCGGCUUCGUCACGCAGGACGACAACCUCCUCCCGCUGCUCACCGUCCGCGAGACCAUCCUCUUCGCCGCGCGGUUCAGGCUCCGCUCCGACGUGACCGCGCGGGAGCGGAACGAGAGGGUCGAGGCGCUCUUGCAGGAGCUGGGCCUCUCCGAGGUGGCGGACAGCUACGUCGGCGGCGGAGACGGCGAGAUGUCGUCCGCCCGCGGGGUGUCCGGCGGCGAGCGGAAGCGGGUCUCCAUCGCGGUGGACAUCGUGCACGACCCGCCGGUGCUGCUGCUUGACGAACCCACGUCCGGGCUGGACAGCCGGUCCGCCAUGGACGUUCUGGCGCUCCUGCACGAGGUGGCGCGCGCGCGGCGCCAGGUGGUGGUGCUCAGCAUCCACCAGCCCAGCUACCGCAUGCUCGGCUACAUCUCGUCGCUGCUGCUGCUCUCCCGGGGCGCCGUCGCGCACUUCGGCACGCUCAAGUCGCUCGAGGGCGCGCUCGGGAGGCUCGGCCACAAGAUCCCCACGCAGCUCAACCCGCUGGAGCUCGCCAUGGAGGUCACCGACCAGCUCCAGGAGGACCACUCCAAGUUCGCCGCGCUCAAGGAUCAAGACCAGUCCGAGGACGAAAGCCUCGGCCUCGCCAGCGGCCGCGGCGGCCUUCACGUCCCCGAGCACGGGUAUCGGGGCCGCGCCGUGGAGGUGACGGCGCUGACCGUGCGCUGCUGGCGCACAAUGUACCGCACGCAGCAGCUCUUCGCGGCGCGGGCGGCGCAGGCCAUCGUCGGCGGCCUCGGCCUCGGCAGCGUCUUCUUCCGCGUCCCCGCCGACCCGGACGGCGUGGCGCUCCGGCUAGGACUCUUCGCCUUCAGCCUCAGCUUCCUCCUCUCCUCCACUGUCGAGGCCCUGCCAAUCCUCCUCCAGGAGCGCCGCGUGCUGAUGCGGGAGGCGUCCCGCCGCGCCUACCGCCUGUCCUCCUACGUGAUCGCCAACGCGCUCGUCUUCGCGCCCUGCCUCCUCGCCGUGGCGAUCCUCUUCUCGGUGCCAGUCUACUGGCUCGUGGGCCUCCGCGCCUCCCUCGCCGCAUUCGCCUUCUUCGUCCUCGCCGUGUGGCUCAUCGUGCUCAUGGCAAGCUCCCUGGUCCUCUUCCUCAGCGCCGUGUCGCCGGACUUCAUCCUCGGCAACUCUCUCAUCUGCAUCUUCCUCGGCGUCUUCUUCCUCUUCUCCGGCUACUUCAUACCCAAGGAGAGCAUCCCGAGGUACUGGACCUUCAUGUACUACGUGUCCAUGUACAGGUACCCGCUGGACCUGCUACUCAUCAACGAGUACGGUGGCAGCGCCAGCGAGAAGUGCGUUGCGUGGAUGGGAGGGAACGCCAUGAACGGCAACGGCGUGUGCUUGAGCACAGGCGGCGACGUGCUGAGGGGGAGAGGGGUCGACGAGGGAAUGAGGUGGGUCAAUGUGGGUGUCAUGUUGGGCUUCUUCCUGGUGUACAGGAUCAUGUGCUGGGCUGUGCUGGUCAGGAGGGCGUCCAAGACCACGCUGUGAUAGGCUCAAAAAAAAAAAAGAAAAAAAAACACGCUGUGAUCCAUUGUUUACCCGGUUUUUGGUUUCCUUCGCCCUUGCUAUUUGGAAUUUUCGAUGGUGUCUAGCUACAUGUAAAUCUUUUUGUGUAAUCGACCAUACAUACAAAUCCGAUCUUGCUUUUGCUUUUCC
Lolium perenne is the source of this 5808-nucleotide messenger RNA. RefSeq names its product PH, RCC1 and FYVE domains-containing protein 1. NCBI's taxonomy places the organism in Eukaryota, Viridiplantae, Streptophyta, Magnoliopsida, Poales, Poaceae. Gene Ontology annotation, molecular function: metal ion binding. The record is from RefSeq and is a predicted model, not a curated record.